Messenger RNA from Anneissia japonica, 1188 nucleotides. RefSeq names its product gelsolin-like protein 1. Gene Ontology annotation, molecular function: actin filament binding. NCBI's taxonomy places the organism in Eukaryota, Metazoa, Echinodermata, Crinoidea, Comatulida, Comatulidae. The record is from RefSeq and is a predicted model, not a curated record.
GAUUGGCCAAACCGACCGGCACAAUCCAUCAAGUGGUUGUGUGAGACCCCGCCCCAGCUUGUUGUUUUCCGUUCGAUCCUGCAGACCGAACGACCUUUUGCGCGACAGCGGCAGUAAAACUAGAUUUUUGGGUGCGGCUGAUUAUUUUACAUUUCACAAGUUUAACACAAAAAUCUCAUCAUGACUGGAUUGGUCAAAGCCAAAGAAUAUGACUGGAAGGAUUCUAACAUGGCCCUCAUUGGCAGUGAUACUGAUAGAGAGGUGAAGAAAGAGUCUGCAAUGACGGAAGAAGCCUGGAAGGGGGCAGGAGAAAAAACUGGCCUUCAGAUCUGGCGAAUUGUUAAGUUUGAAGUUACUCACUGGGACAAGAACCAAUAUGGAUCUUUCUAUGAUGGUGAUUCUUACAUUAUCCUGAACACCUAUCAAGAACCAGAUAAUGAAGAAUUACUGUAUGAUGUUCAUUUUUGGAUUGGCAAAAAUUCCACACAGGAUGAGUAUGGCACUGCUGCUUACAAAACUGUUGAAUUGGACACCCUUCUUGAUGAUAAACCAGUGCAACACAGGGAAGUUCAAAAUUAUGAAUCAGAAAUGUUCAAGAGCUACUUCAAAACAUUAAAUAUUAUGUCAGGUGGGGCAGACUCCGGUUUCAGGCAUGUAGAGCCCGAGAAAUACAACCCACGCUUGUUUCAGGUGAAGAAGGAAUCGAGGAAGAAGAUUAGCGUAAAAGAGGUUCAAUUCACAAAGAAGGCUCUUAACUCUGAAGAUGUGUUCAUUCUUGACAAAGGUCUAGAAAUUUACCAAUGGUGCGGGAAAAAAUGCAGUUAUGAUGAAAAGUUCAAGGCUCGUUCAUACAUUCAGGAGACACUGAAACCCUCACGUGGUGGUAAAUCAAAGAGUGAAACCGUCGAAGAAGAAAGUAUACCACCAAAUCAUUCGUUCUAUGAAGCACUGCCUGAUGAAGAACUUAUUCCAUGCAAUGACGAGACUGAUGAUUCACUCCCUGCAAUGCACAGGUUAAAGGAUGUCAAUGGUAAACUUGAAUUCACCCUGGUUGCUGAAGGAACACUCAAGAGGGAGGAUUUGGCAUCUGAUGAUGCCUUUAUUGUGGACACUACCAAGGAGUGUAUUGUAUGGAUUGGAAAAGAUGCUGAUGCAAGUGAAAGUUCAAAUGCUUUGGCAUAUGCUCAU